GAGAUCCGUGGAUAUCUGUCGAAAAGUGUAUCCAUCCGACGUGGUGACGUGAUGAGCGCAUGGUCAGGAUUGCGACCACUUGUACGUGACCCAAACAAGAAGGACACGAAAAGCAUAGCUAGAAAUCAUAUUAUAGAAGUAAGAACAACCAUCCGUGGAGAUGGCAAGGAGUUCCGUAUUUAUAGG
Messenger RNA from Ostertagia ostertagi, 186 nucleotides. Lineage: Eukaryota; Metazoa; Nematoda; Chromadorea; Rhabditida; Trichostrongylidae. The record is from the annotation of a GenBank genome assembly.